Molecule: messenger RNA, 5659 nt
Organism: Triplophysa rosa
Lineage: Eukaryota; Metazoa; Chordata; Actinopteri; Cypriniformes; Nemacheilidae
Gene: malrd1
Product: MAM and LDL receptor class A domain containing 1
Exons: 33
Coding region: 1-5394 (1797 amino acids)
Cellular component (GO): membrane
Molecular function (GO): protein binding
Source: RefSeq, a predicted model, not a curated record
AUGAGGGGGUGUUUGUGGGCCUCAUUUCUGGUGUGUGUCCUGGGCGAUGUCUCAUCUACGCCAUGUCUGACCGAGGAGUUUGCUUGUGUCAGAGGUGGUUGUGUAUCUGAAGAGCAUGUGUGUGAUUUUAAAGUAGACUGUGAAGAUGGCAGUGAUGAGACAAACUGUUCCCAGUAUGUGAGGUGUGACUUCCAGGAAGGUUUUUGUAGUUUUCAAGUUCAAGAUCAACAUGUUUGGACAAGAGGCUCAGGUCUGACCCGGCCCAGCACAGAACUAGACCUAAGAGAAAAUGUUACUGGUCACUAUCUUUAUAUACGAUCUGAAAAUGGAGACGGCAUUACUGCUGAAAUACACAGUCCUUACUUUCAACCUUCACAGUCCUGCUGGCUUACCUUCGACCGUCAUAUCGGGCUGCUGAUGGGGGCUUUGAAGGUUCUGAUCAAAUCAAAAUUUUUGGCAGAGCCACAGGAGGUUUGGUCUCUGUCCACCCCAAAUCCAGAUCCACACAUUCGUCCCUGGAUGCAAUCGGUGGUGAUGUUAAACAGCAGAGAGGAGUUUAAGGUGUUGAUUAGAGGACUGAUAUUCAACAGCAGUGAUCCAUAUGAAGUUAUCGCCAUGGAUGACCUGUCCUUCAGCAAAGGCUGUGUGGCAGUUGGUGAGAAUGAAAUCAAGGCACCUCUUCCAAUUCACUGCGCAUCUUCUCAGUUUCACUGUGGUGCAAAUGAAUGUGUGGAUGGGGUGAAAGUGUGUGACUUUACUUCAGACUGUCCCAAUGGAGAGGAUGAGUCCAACUGUUUAUCACAGUGUGAUUUCGAGUCUGAUUCGUGUAGCUGGUAUGAGCUUGCACAGGGUGAUGGAUUUGAAUGGGUAAGAGGUUCAGCAAAUGGAGACUCUGAAGAUUAUCAAGAUCAAACACCUCCACGGGAUCAUUCCACUAAUACAAGUGCAGGUCACUUCAUGUUUAUCUUUAAAAACAGCAGCAGUUUUUCCCAGCAAGCUUUGCUGCACAGUCCUACAUUCCAACAAUCAGGUUCAGAUUGCAUUUUGUCCUUCUGGCACUAUAAUUCUGGUCAGUCUGUUGGUGCUGCUGAAAUGCACCUGGUAAUCGAUGGCUUAGACAGCACUACUACACUUUGGCAAACACUAUAUAACCAAGGCAACCAGUGGCACCCAGUAAUUGUGCAGAUUGGCAGGCAGACCAGACCUUUCCAACUUUCCGUCACAAAACUGAGUCUGGGAGUGUAUGAAGGAGUUUCUGCAAUAGAUGACAUUAUGUUUCAUAACUGCUCAUUGCCAGAGGCUAUGGAGACAUGUCCAUCUCCCGGUCAGUUUCAUUGCAGCCGGAGUAAAGCGUGUGUGAACUAUUUUCAGAUCUGUGACCUGAUCGAUGACUGUGGAGAUGGAACGGAUGAAGAAAACUGCUCAUCAGAGUUAAUGUGUGACUUUGAAGAAGGCCUGUGCAGCUGGACUCAAGAUGAUGCGGACGACAUUUUUGAUUGGAGCCGAAUCCAAGGACCUACUCCCACUUUCAACACGGGCCCAUGGAAAGACCACACUCGGGCCAAUGUGGAUGGACACUUCCUUUACAUCGAAUCAUCAGAACCACAAAAGUUCAAAGAUACUGCCGCUCUUAUCAGUCGACCUUUCCUCCCAACUCCUCGCAGAGGUCCUGAUCCUAAGCCACCCUGCAUUUUCAGAUUGCACUAUCACAUGUUCGGAAUGCAUGUGUUUCGGUUGGCUGUGUACAUACGCACCCGUAACAGUGGGCGAGGCAACUUGUUGUGGUUUUACUUCGGUGACCAAGGCAACUACUGGCACAGACAGAUAUUGCAUAUUAAUAGUGCUCACCACUUUCAGAUUAUAGUGGAGGGAACCGUUGGUGAUGACUUCAGAGGAGAUAUUGCUAUAGAUGACCUUUCUUUUCUUGGAUGUGAACCAUAUGAAGGUAAAUUGCCUUCAGAGGAGCCCAGCACCACUGCCCCUGUCCCCACCAUGUCGGUAACACCCCCUCAUAGCUGUCCCCCUGGCCAGUUUGUGUGCAAAGCUACAAGAGAGUGUGUGAGCCUCAGUCAAGUGUGCGACUUUACUCCUGACUGCUCCGACAGCUCUGAUGAAGAACAUUGUGUGAAGGAGUAUUGUGAUUUUGAAGGUGAUGCUCUAUGUGGAUGGUAUUUAAGUCAUCAAGUCACUCCCUUUCGCUGGCAGAAAGGACAAGGGAAAAGUAUUCUCUACGGAGAAGACUACCACAGACCUGCUAAUGACCAUACUUUUGGUUCUCCAGAGGGUUGGUAUCUAUUUGCAGACAGCUCUAAUGGAGGAUACGGUCACACUACAGAUCUUUUGACUCCUCCUAUCACAAAAACAGGACCUCAGUGCACUUUAGUGUUCUGGUAUUACAUGAGCGGCUUCACUGUUGGAACGUUACAGGUCUUUAUCAAAUCAUUUGCUGUCAAACAUGAAGUUUGGUCCCAAAGUGGUAAUGAAGGCAACAGCUGGAGGCGGGGUGAGGUCUUCAUUGGAAUCCGUCGUAACAUCCAGGUGGUUCUGUGUGCCAAGCGUGGUAUCAGCUACAUGGGCGAUGUUGUUAUUGAUGAUGUGGCUUUUGUGGACUGUGCCCCCCCAUUGAGAAGUGAUCUUCCUUGUGAUAAGAAUGAAUUCAUCUGUGCCAACGGUCACUGUAUUUCUGAGGAUAACUUGUGUGACUUUAUUGAUCAUUGUGGAGAUGGAUCUGAUGAGAAUCACUACAUAUGCAAGGGAUUCAGUGGUCGCUGCAAUUUCGAGUUUGACCUUUGCUCUUGGAGACAGAGGCAAGAUGAUGAUUUUGAUUGGUUGAUAAAGGCAGGAAAUAGGCCGCUCACUCCUCGGAGCAGACCAUCUACUGAUCACACUCUACGCAACCCAUCAGGCCAUUAUUUAUAUCUAGAAGGGUCCUUCCCUCAGACAACUGGACAUAUUGCUCAAAUCAUAGGACCCCUUUUCAGUCGCUACAGCAAAGACUGUAAGAUGGUCUUUUACAUCCACAUGUCCGGUGACGGCAUUGGCACUCUGAACGUGUACAUGGUAACAAACUCCAACCAGCUGUUACUGAACCUCACCGGUAAUCAAGGCAACUACUGGAAGAGACAGGAAGUGCCGCUUUCUUCUCCUCAAAACUUUCGUAUUAUGUUUGAAGGCAUGGUGGGCAGUAACACACAAGUUCACAUCUGCCUUGAUGACAUCACUUUCUCAGCGGGCUGUAUCCUCAGCAGCAGUUUUGAGACACUCUCCAGUUACACGUUAUUGUCAGGCUCCUGUCCGCCAGGUUUUCUGCAGUGUAACAAUGGCAAUUGUUACAAAUCAGAGCAGACAUGUGACUUCACUGACAACUGUGGAGAUGGAACGGAUGAAAUGGAUUGUGGGACAUCCUGCUCGUUUGAACAUGGGCGCUGUGGUUGGAAAAGCAGCUUGGCAGACACCUUUAGUUGGACUCUUGGAGUUGGUUCUAUCCAUAGGAUCAGACCUUCUCAUGACCACACGCUCAAGAAUGAAAGUGGGUACUUUGCAUAUAUGGCAGCCACUCCUGCUGGUUUGAAGGGUGAUAAAGCGCACAUGAGAAGUUCAGUAUGGAAGGAAUCUAGUGCCAGAUGUAAACUCUCCUUCUGGUACUAUAUUUCUGAAAAGGCCACAGGAAUUAUUCGCCUCUUCAUUAAGACAGAGAAUGAGCUUAGGGAGGUGUGGACACAGCAGGUGAUGUAUGAGGAGUGGAGGAGAGCAGAGGUUUCUCUGAGAAAACUGAGGAACUUUAUUUUGAUAUUUGAAGCAGUUCGAACACGAGAUGUGAGUGGUGGAGUGGCUCUCGACGAUCUGGAAUUCAUUGACUGUGAACAACAAGCUGUGCGUCCUGGGUCAUGCCCCGCUGUCACAGAUUUUGUGUGUAGUAAUGGAGACUGCAUUGAGUAUCACUUGGAGUGUGAUGGUAAAGCAGACUGUUCAGAUGAGUCGGAUGAGAUGGACUGCAGUAACUUUCCAGGAGCGUGUAGAUUUGAUUUGCCUGAAGGUCUUUGGGAGGAAACCUGUCAGUUUUCUCAGGAUUCUGAUGAUGAGUUUGACUGGAAUAUAGGACAUGGCAGAAUGUUUAAUGGGACAGGACCAUCAGCUGAUCACAGCCUCAAUGGAGAAGGUGGGUACCUGUUUGUGAACUCCAGUGUCCAGAAAGAGGGAGAUGUCGCCAGGUUAAUAACCACGCAAGAAUUUCCUGCUAGCAUUGGUAUAUGUCAUCUCCGCUUCUGGUUCCAUAUGUACGGCUCACAUCACAUGGGUACGCUGAAGGUGUAUACAGUGGGACGCAAUGGAAGACCUCUGUUAAUAUGGGCAGCCUGUGAUAACCUUGGAGACAACUGGAUUUACACUAAUGUGAUCUUAUCAAACGUAUCACCCUUUAGAGUGAGCAUUGAGGCUGAAGUUGGAGCAAACCAGUGGACAGUCGUUGCUAUAGACCAUCUCUCAUUUACUAGAGAAUGUCAUGUGGGAGCUCCGGUGACCCCUGUUCCACAAACAUGCCACAUGGAACAGUUUCAGUGCUUGUAUCUGUUUGAUUGUAUUCCACUGAGUUGGCGUUGUGAUGGCGAGGUGGACUGUCUAGACCGCUCAGAUGAGGACAUGUGUUCAAGUGUGGUUCCUGGAACUGUGCCUCCACAAGCAGAGUGUGAGACAGGGGAAUACCGCUGCAGGAACAGCACCUGUAUUCCAGCACUUCUCCUCUGUGAUGCCGUUUUAGACUGCCCCAAUGGAGAAGAUGAGCAUGGAUGCCCCAUUAAGCAAUGUAAUGAUGGGGAAUUAGUGUGUGAGGCAACAGCAGACUGUGUUGCAUUCUACAGUCGAUGUGAUGGUGUUGAUGACUGUCCAUCUUUUAACUCUGAUGAGUCCAGCUGCUAUGAGUGUCCCUUUGGGUACUGUCUUAAUGGAGGCGUAUGUGUAGUGAAGGCAAAUGGACCAGUAUGCAUCUGUCCAUCAUUGUGGACUGGUAAUCGUUGCAAUAUCAUAAGAAAACCAAUAACUCCCACAACGCCGGUUAUAACAGAUAGUAAACUAGCUGUCAAUAUUGUUUUGAGUGUUGUGCUGAUCCUCUUGGCCUUUGCAACCGGAGUCACUUCAUUCAUCUUAAUACAGAGACAUUUACUUAGAGACCCCAGUCUCAUCAACAAUGAAGAGUUGGAUCGCUCUGGUUUUGACGUGCACAGAGAGGUCAGACAUUUAUAUCAAUAUAAAUCCAUUAAACCCAGAUGGUCUGGUCAUCCUCGGCUGAACAUCAGUGUUUACCCAUGGAAAGAGGAACCAAAGAUCUCCACCUCAAAGGAAGCCAAGCUGUCUUUUUCCAAUCCACUCUACAAGUGCUCGAGAAGUUCUGAAGCCUAAACCAAACAGAUGCACAAUCACUUUUAUAUUUCCCUGUAGAUUUACAGUUCUUCCACUUCAUUUGAGCCUCAAUCACAACAUGACUGUACUUGUUUAGGGUUUAAAACUCUGUUCAUUUCAGCAAAACUCGUGGGAAGUGAAGUAUGACCAUACAGUACAAGUUCGAUUUCAGCAAAAUAAAGCAAUUAAACUUUAUCAGCCUUAAAAAGAAAUUUCUUAUAAAAAUCUACCUGUGAUAUAUGCUGUGAUACUGAAAUACUGUAGA